AUGGAUCAGUUAAGGGAUGAUCUUAUCCAGAUGAGAGCUCAGGUUACUUCUCUGAUGGCUCGGUUCAUGGAAGUCAUGCAAGGCAUGGCUGAUCGCCAAGAAGAGCUCAGAAUCCGAAUGGACACAGUUGCUCAGGUUGUUGCGGACCCCCUACAAAGAAAUUCUGCUGAUAUCCGUGUCAAUGGUGAACCUGUGAACGGAGGACCUGGUGUAAUUCCUCCUGCUGCCAAUCAAGGUAAUCCUCGUGGGCCUCCCCAGCCUACUCCUGAAGGACAAACUACACAACAAAUCAGAAGGGUUGCUGCUAUCCCCGUGUUGGAAGAGGACCGACACGAGGAUCUGUUUCCUGAAAGUGAAUGGGGACUUCCACAUGAUGCUGGAAGGAUGUUUAGAGGUCUGGAGGAAAGGAUGAGGGACGAAGGAUUGUUGAUGCAUUUCUUCCAAGAUAGCCUGACUGGGGCAUCCUUGGAGUGGUACAUGAGAUUGGAGAGGGCUAACAUCCGAAAUUGGAGGGACCUAGUUGAGGCCUUCAUAAAGCAAUAUCAGUAUAAUGUUGACAUGGCACAAAAUCGCACUCAGUUACAAAAUCUAGUCCAGAAAGCUAAUGAGUCCUUCAAGGAAUAUGCGCAGAAAUGGCGCGAGUUGGCGGCUAGAGUCCAACCGCCUAUGCUGGAAAGAGAGAUGAUGGAUAUGUUCACCAAUACUCUAGAGGGCCAAUACUACUCCGCCUGCUCUGCAUCCUCGAGUUUCUCCGAUUUGGUUAUGAUUGGUGAACAAAUUGAAAGUGGAAUUAAGGCUGGUAGAAUACAGAAUCCAAGUGCUGCUAGUUCCUCCUCUGGGGCAGGGGGGAAGAAACCAUAUAAGGGAUUUGCUAGGAAAAGAGAGGGUGAAACGAGUGCUGCUUACUAUGGUAAAGGCAAAGGCCACACUUAUCUACAAGUAGCCGCUGUGACUAUACCAAAUGCUCUUUUCCAACAUCAACAACAAGGGUAUCCGCCACGUCAGUAUCAACAACGGCCGAAAAUGCCAGAAAGGGUUUUUGAUCCGAUCCCGAUGACAUAUGCACAAGUAUUGCCAUAUCUCCUCGAUUUGAAUUUGGUCCAAUUGAGGACUCUGACCACUCCUACUAAGUUGCCUGCCAGUUGGGAUGCCAAUGCAAGAUGUGAGUUCCACUCUGGGUCAUCUGGACAUAAUAUUGAAAACUGUAAAGCAUUGAAGCAUAAAGUCCAGGAUCUUCUCGACUCUAAAGCCAUCGAGUUUACUCCUACUCAAGGACCUAACGUUGUUCAGAAUCCUAUGCCUCCCCAUGGAGCUCAUGCUGCAAAUGCCAUUUGA
Molecule: messenger RNA, 1335 nt
Organism: Vicia villosa (hairy vetch)
Lineage: Eukaryota; Viridiplantae; Streptophyta; Magnoliopsida; Fabales; Fabaceae
Exons: 2
Coding region: 1-1335 (444 amino acids)
Source: RefSeq, a predicted model, not a curated record